UCAAAUUCCACGGGGCAUUGUUUAACACAGCACCUGUGUCAGCUUGAGAGAGCACCGGAGUAAAGCAUCACGGCUUCCCAUGACUGUUCAACGAACCGAAGGAUCAGCCUUCUCAUAUCGUCUGAGCGAAGAAUGAUAGCAAGAGGAUUGUUUCAUGAGCAUCUACAUCUUUGGGCAGCUUUCAUCGCAUCCUGUUUCGUUUGUGUUCAAGUUGUGGGUCAAGCGAGAGAUGCUGACUGUGUGAAGCAACUGCGAGUGUACGACACUUUAAGCUAUGCAGUCCGAUCAGAAGGGUAUCUCACUGGAAAUGAACAGAGUCGAGAAUGCCGAUGGGAGUUGGAUGCCAGCACCAUGUUCCAACAGAACAAAACCAUCCAACUACAAUUUGACGUGGACAUCGAAGAUACCAGUAAAUGUGAUUCGGAAUCUGUCACAGUGUAUGCAUCCACGUCUUCAAAGAAUACAACGCUAGCAGUUUUGUGUGGCAGGAUUCAGAACAGAAUGUACGAGUUCUUUAUCCCAAACAUCAUGGUUGUGUACAGACCUAGUCCAACUUCAUUACAGGAAAGAAAAGGCUUCAAGAUGGUCUUUCAGAUGAUUGAUAGUAAAUGCCAUAAGGUACUGGAUUCAAAUGACAAGAAAUUUCAAAUCCUGAAAUCAAACCUGUACCCUCGACCUUAUCCCAGUUUUCAGAGGUGCACAUAUCUCAUAAGGUCUGGGACACCAAACAAACAUCCUGUUUUGAACUUCACAUUUACUGAUAUUGGCUAUAACUGCAGUGAAGAAUAUAUUCUUGUUCAUGAUGGAGAUUCAGAACAUAGUCCGUUGUUAGGAAAAGUGUGCCGGUUUCACAAGCCAACAUUCCGCAGCCUGAUGGAAAGUCUGUAUGUAGUGUUCGUGAGCCAUGACAACUCGAUAGUUUAUUCUGGAUUCAAAGCACAGUACAAAGACGCAAUGUGCGGUGAGCGUCUAAUGGCAGGAACUGAUCAGGAAGGGGUGUUCCACUUUGGAAAAGCUUACCCAAUCAAUAAUGCAAUUACAUGCGUGUGGCACAUCACAGCCAAGGGAGACUAUAAAGUGCUGGUGUCCAUCACAAGACUUACAGUUGACUGUGGUAGAAGUAUGAUCACAGUGUACGAUGGAGACGAUGUGUCCAGUGAUGAUGCCUCGUGGGACGUUUGUGGGAAGGGGAACAAUUACACGUAUGUGAGCACCAGUCGACAUAUGACCAUCAAGUUGAAUAGCCAGGGUCAGCCAGCACAGCCAGUGUCGUUCUUAAUCAAGUACAAAGGGGUUGAUGACAAAGCCAUUUGUGGUGCGGGUCUAAUAGCAGAAACUGGUCGUGAAAGGACAGUCCAGUUUAGAAAAGUUUACCCAAUCAAUCAUGCAGUUACAUGCAUGUGGCACAUCACAGCCAAGGGAGACUAUAAAGUGCUGGUGUCCAUCACAAGACUUGCAGUUGACUGUGAUGGAAGUAUGAUCACAGUGUAUGAUGAUGAAAAUACAGAUUUGUCCAAUGAUGAUGCCUCAUGGGACAUUUGUGGCAAAGGGAAAAAUUACACGUACAUGAGCUCCGGCAGACAUAUGGCCAUCAAGUUGAAUAGCCAGGGCAACUCAGCACAGCCAGUGUCAUUCACCAUUAAGUACAAAGGGAUUGCUAACACAGGUUGUUUCAGAAAUCGGUACACCAAUACAGGUUACGCUAACGUUUAUCUGACAGCUACAUCCGACGAGAGAAUACUGACGUCUCCUGGGUACCCGGACCUCUACCCAGACCAAAUAAAAUGCGUGUGGCAAAUACAGGCUGACCAUUAUACCAGCAGAAUGGAUAUCAGAGUCCUGGAAAUGGAUCUUCACCAAAAGCCGGAGUGUUACGACAGCAUCAGUAUAUAUGACGGGCGAUUAUGGGAUUUUACCAAAAAGCCAGACUUGAUUUGGUGCACCAAUAAGAUGUCAUCCUUCACCAGCUCUGGUCAAUUCGUAACAGUUUUGUUUUCCAGCAAUGAGGAGGGAAUAGGAAAGGGAUUCAAGAUAGUCUACAAGAUCUCUGAAGACAUUUCAGAUUAUUAUGAAGGUGAAACAGAGACGGCUACUUCAUCAAAUACGCCAGUAGUUGCGAUAGCAUGUGCAGUCACCGGCCUCGUACUGGUACUCAUUGUAAUAGCCUACUGUUCUAAAGGACACUUUGAUCGUACGUCACAACCACCGACUAUGCAGGCAUCUCAACUUCCAGACCCCCAAGGGAGAGAUGCUACAGCACCGUUUCUUCAAACCAGCUAUCCCACAAAUCCCAUGCUUCCCAGUGCACCGCCGCCACCGCCGCCAGAGUUCACAGAUCUUAACCCGCCCCCGCCGCCAGAGUUCACAGAUUUUAACCCGCCAGCUGCCCCAGAGAUUCCGCAAAGACGACCAGAGGCUCCACCACCAAGUUACGAAGAUGCCCUUAGAAUGAUUGAGAAGGCAUAAGAAACAAGAAUUUGAGGAUGAUUGUCUUUACAUGUGUCCAGCAUAACAAUUAUUCACAUUGAUUGUGAGCCUUGGUUUGUUAGCAACGAACAAAUACCAUAUUUGUAUAGGUCAGCUAACUGCAUGUCUUUUACACAGACCUGAAGUGUUGCUAAGGUGUUAAAUACAAUACGUCCUUGACCUUGACGUGAGUGAGUGAGUGAGUGGUUUUCAGAGCAUUUAGCAAUAUCACGGCAGGGACACCAGAAAUGGGCUUCACACAUUGUAACCAUGUGGGGAAUCAAACACAGAUGUUCACCAUGAUGAGCAGAUGCUUUAGCAUUUUGGCUACCCCACCACCCCUUGACCAAGAUAUAUCUGGCUAACACUACAGAAACUUGUGAAACGAGAUCUGCAAUUCUAAAUCGGAAUCUCAGGUUGUACAGAAGAGCAUGCUUAAGGUCACCAGUGUAAUAAAAGUAUUGUCAGACCGACAGAUCUAAACUUAGGUUUCUGGGGAACUUUACAAGCUGUAUUGAAUAGAAACUAUUGUUAUGCCUGCAAUCUGAGUGUGGUGUUUGUUGGUAUAGCACUAUGUCUAUACAAUCUACCUUGAAUCUCGGUAUAGAAAAAUACUCAAUGCCUUAAUUUCACAUUUGCCAUUAUCAGAGAUUAUUUGUAUCUCUAUACAUUUUUUGCAAACCCUAAUGAAGAUAAGUUAUUACUUAGCAUUACUUUCCAAUUUUGUUAUGGGGAGGUUGGGGGGUCCAGAAUUUUGUACACAUGUAAAAAUAUUAUGCAAUAAAUAUGACAUAUAACAUGGGGGGGGCAUUGAUUUAAUACGUCACAUGGGGGUGGGGUCACUUACUUUGUGCAUACAUGGGGGGUGGUGUGUGUGUGUGUGUGUGUGUGUGUGUGUGUGUCAUUCACAUGAUACAUGCUUCUCCAUAACAAUCAUCAUCAACCCCCAAGCUACAAAUGGCCCCUUAAGGAAAAUUGUUGCAGCCAGAUCAGGUUUCAGGUUUGUCAGCACCAUUAUCUGAAUGUAGCAGUGUUAUGUACAAGCACCUUCUCCUUAAGGGUGCUAUCUAUAAUGUCAGCAAUAUUUGUAUAGAGCUGCUAAAAAUAUGGACACAAUAUCCUUCAGGGUUAAAAUAAGCUCAUAAUUUUAAGUUAAAUGUUUAUACUUUUUUUACACUUCUUAUAUACUCUUAUACUCUUGUUGCAAUGUGCUUUUUCUACAUUUUUUUUCUGCCUUACACUUGCUCAUAUCUUUUAUUUAUAACAAUCCAGGUUAGAAGGGAUCUUCUUCAACUAAGGCUUUUAAGAGGCGACUAGAGGAAUUGGGUGGUCAGGAUUACUGACUUGGUAGACACAUGUUAUCAUAUCCAAGUUGCUGAGAUUGAUGCCCAUGUUGUCCAGCACUGGAUUGUCUGGUCCAGACUCGAUUACUUACAGACAGUUGUCACAUAGCUGGAAUGUUGCUGAGAGUGGUGUUACAGAACAAAUAAACUAUCAGCCAUUAGUGGUUGUAGCAGAAGUAUUGUGUUAUGCAACAGAUAAUGGCUGCAUGUGUUCUUUACACUAAAUAAUACAUAGAACAAAGUAGGACAUCGUGCAAUACAGAUAUAUUUUAUCAACUGAACAAUUUAUUCAUAAUCUAUAUUUAUUAUUUCAAAGACUGUUUGCCAUGAACGAUAUUCAGCAUUUUGAAAAAAUAUGUGUGUCAUGGAACUUGCUUGUUGUAAGAGGCGACUAUGGGAUCGGGUGGUCGGGAGUUACACAGCACACAAAAAUUUAAAAAAACCAAUUGUAUGUCAUGGCUGUUCCCCAGUGGAUUUCAAGUAAGGGCCUUACAUGCUGGGAACCUUCCGUUUCACUCAUUGUACUAGACUAACAUUUAGUCUCUGAAAUGAACAUAUUUUACAGAAAAAACGGUUCAUGAAUGAUAACCAUAUACAAUGAAACGGAGCCCAGAGACUUUCUUCAUUUUCAGACUUGCAUUGGCUUUCUUGGAUAUAUUUGUUUCAAGGUCUGAAAAAAGAUAGUACCAAUGUAUAGAUUGAGACACAGUCUGUUGACAUGAGACCCGUGAAGAUCUUCAGCAACCCAAGCUUGUCGUAAAAGGUGACUAACAGGAGGGGUGGCCAGGCUCAUCGUAACCCAUUUGCAUAGAUUGAUGCUCAUGCUGUUGAUCACUGGAUUGUCUGGUCCAGACUUGAUUCUUUACUGACCAUAUAGCUGGAAUAUUGCUGAGUACGGCGUUAGACACCAAACCAACCAUGGCGAAUGGUUCCUCAAGUUGGCAGCCCCACUUCUCUGCCCAAGAUUGGAGAUGAACUUCUGGGUCGUUGAAACAUGCCUCAGGUGAACUGGUACCAUUGAUUUCAGGUUCUGUGCUUGAGCUUGUCAUUUUCCUCAUGUGUUUUGCCGAAACAUAAAUAAAACACAGUACAAUUUCAAUAAUAGAAGUGGGAAAAGCCUUUCAUUGUCUUGAGGUCAUUGUUAAGAGCAGAGUCUAUUGCAUGAUUGUGACUAACUGUAUAUAAUGUGUAUGUGUAAUGAUGACAUUUAUCAAUCCAUAAUCUGUACAGUUCAUAAAACCCUUUUCUAAAUA
Molecule: messenger RNA, 5062 nt
Organism: Haliotis rubra (blacklip abalone)
Lineage: Eukaryota; Metazoa; Mollusca; Gastropoda; Lepetellida; Haliotidae
Product: cubilin-like
Exons: 17
Coding region: 133-2466 (777 amino acids)
Source: RefSeq, a predicted model, not a curated record